Larimichthys crocea (large yellow croaker) is the source of this 2316-nucleotide messenger RNA. It is a transcript of the gene lpla, whose product is annotated as lipoprotein lipase a. Gene Ontology annotation, biological process: very-low-density lipoprotein particle remodeling; lipid catabolic process. Lineage: Eukaryota; Metazoa; Chordata; Actinopteri; Sciaenidae. The record is from RefSeq and is marked provisional. Gene Ontology annotation, molecular function: lipoprotein lipase activity; apolipoprotein binding.
AGACCAUAAGAAACUUUACUCCUAAACCACAACUCCAUACCACUUUCUGACUUAAACACGAUUGGAUAUACAACUCGAUCGACCGACAUCCAGAGAACUUUUUUUUUUCAGGAUACUUUUAGAAAAAAAAAAAUCUCAAUAAUAUGGGAAAAGAAAAUAUCAGUUUUUUGACAGUUUGGAUAAUUUUGGGAAAAAUCUUUGCAACUUUUUCUUUUGACCCUGAAGCCAACACCACCAUCAGUGUGUUUGCAAACACCACAGUCACCGCUACUCCCCUGCCGACCACUACUGAAUGGAUCACAGACUACUCUGACAUUGUGACCAAGUUUUCCUUGCGCACAGUGGACAUCCCUGAUGAUGACAUGUGUCACAUUGUUCCCGGCAGCCCUGAAACCAUUAAACAGUGUGAAUUCAACUCGGAAACACAGACCUUCAUUGUGAUUCAUGGCUGGACGGUAACAGGGAUGUUUGAAAGCUGGGUGCCCAAGUUGGUGUCUGCCCUCUAUGAGCGUGUGCCGACUGCCAAUGUGAUCGUGGUGGACUGGCUGACUCGUGCCAACCAGCACUACCCAACAUCUGCAGCCUACACCAAACUAGUGGGCCGCGACGUCGCCAAGUUUGUUCACUGGCUACAAAACGAGCUGCAGUUGCCAUGGGAGAGGAUUCAUCUGCUGGGUUACAGUUUGGGAGCACAUGUGGCUGGAAUUGCCGGAGACCUCACCGGCCAUAAAAUCAGCAGGAUCACAGGUCUGGAUCCUGCUGGUCCCACCUUUGAGCAUGCAGACAACCAGAACACCUUGUCCCGAGAUGACGCCCAGUUUGUUGAUGUCCUGCACACCAACACCAGAGGCUCCCCGGACCGCAGCAUCGGCAUUCAGAGAGCCGUGGGUCACAUCGAUAUUUACCCCAAUGGAGGCACUUUCCAGCCGGGCUGUGACAUCCACAAUACAUUGCUGGGGAUCGCAUUAGAAGGCAUCAAGGGCCUCCAAAAUAUGGACCAGCUCGUCAAAUGUUCCCACGAGCGCUCCAUCCACCUGUUCAUCGACUCUCUGCUGAACAUCCAGCAGCAGAGUAUGGCAUACCGCUGCAACUCCAAAGAGGCUUUCAACAAGGGUCUGUGCCUCAGCUGCAGAAAGAACCGCUGCAACAAGAUUGGCUACAACAUCAACAAGGUCCGAAUGACCCGCAGUCCCAAGAUGUACCUCAAGACCCGGGAAUUGAUGCCUUACAAAGUUUUUCAUUAUCAAGUGAAGGUGCAUGUCUUCGCUAAGAGCAAACUGAGCUUCACAGAGCAGCCGAUGAAGAUUUCUCUGUAUGGAACCCACGGAGAGAAGGAGGAUAUUCCUUUCGUCCUAUCUGUCCUGGACACUAACACGACUAUAUCCUUCCUCAUCACCACUGAUGUUGACAUUGGAGACUUGAUGAUCGUGAAGCUGCGCUGGGAGAAGGACGCACUCAUCAGCUGGUCAGACUGGUGGGGCAGCAGCCAGUUUCACAUCCGCAAACUGCGCAUCAAGUCUGGGGAGACUCAGUCCAAGGUGAUCUUCAGCGCAAAAGAAGGAGAGUUUGUCUAUCUUGUGAGGGGAGGAGAAGAUGGAGUCUUUGUCAAGUCAAAAGAAGACCGUAAAGAAAAAUUGAGGCACAAGCGGAAAAUGCAGGGCAGUUCUUUUGGGCAGAAUGAAGCUUGAAGUUGCACUUGAACACACACAUGUGCAUCAUCCAUCUGUACAUACAUAACCAAAGAGACAGCUCACAACACCACACUGGGAAAAGCCUUUGCAAGUAACUGGACGUAUACUGAAUCCUGUUCCGAAUUCCUACCUGUUGUGCUUCAUGACUUCAACUCCCAGUGCCAACCAACACAACCUCAUCCACAGUGCUGGAAAUAAAUCUGAUGAGCUCUCUCCUGUUUCUGCGUAAAUUCUGCUGCUGAAAAAUGUUACAUUCAACAAAUUUACCCUUUCAGUAGCUCUUGUUGCAUAUCUUUGUAAUCAUUUGUUUAUUCUUUUGUAACCUAUAUGUACUGUUUAUACUGAUUUUGAUGUAUUUUGAACUGGUAUGUUUUCUUUGCCUAUGUGAACUUGGAUUAUAGUAAAUGUAUACAUGAUUCAGAGUGAUAGGCAUAAUUUAGGCACACUGUCUUGUUUUUUUUAAUGUGCCAAAUUAUCACAUUGUCCCUAAUGUUUGUCUUUAACUAACCACUAAUUACCAACAAUCAACAGGGACCAAAGACAUAUUUACUAUCUACUGAACAGAGAAUCACAGCAGUCUUUGUAAAUAACUUUUUUAAUCAGUAUUAUAUAUAUAUUUUUCGAA